Miniopterus natalensis is the source of this 551-nucleotide messenger RNA. It is a transcript of the gene RPL32, whose product is annotated as ribosomal protein L32. Gene Ontology annotation, molecular function: structural constituent of ribosome. The record is from RefSeq and is a predicted model, not a curated record. NCBI's taxonomy places the organism in Eukaryota, Metazoa, Chordata, Mammalia, Chiroptera, Miniopteridae. Gene Ontology annotation, cellular component: ribosome; cytosolic large ribosomal subunit. Gene Ontology annotation, biological process: translation.
GGUCAAGUCCCAGCAGGCCUCUCGCGCUACCUUCCCCUCUCUUUCUCGGCGCUGCCUACGGAGGUGGCAGCCAUCUCCUAUUCGGCACCAUGGCUGCCCUCAGACCCCUCGUGAAACCCAAGAUUGUCAAAAAGAGGACCAAGAAGUUCAUCCGGCACCAGUCAGACCGAUAUGUCAAAAUUAAGCGUAACUGGCGGAAACCCAGAGGCAUUGACAAUAGGGUGCGCAGAAGAUUCAAGGGCCAGAUCUUGAUGCCCAACAUCGGUUAUGGGAGCAACAAGAAAACAAAGCACAUGCUGCCCAGUGGCUUUCGGAAGUUUCUGGUCCACAAUGUCAAGGAGCUUGAAGUGCUGCUGAUGUGCAACAAAUCUUACUGUGCUGAGAUUGCUCACAACGUCUCCUCAAAGAACCGCAAAGCCAUUGUGGAAAGAGCAGCCCAGCUGGCCAUCAGAGUCACCAAUCCCAAUGCCAGACUGCGCAGCGAAGAAAAUGAAUAGACAGAUUGUGUACACAUUGUAUUUGUGUUAAUAAAACUAUAAAAUUCUGCCAUC